AUGAAGCCCCAAUUGGAUGCGCUAUGCUCCGCAAUGUACGACACAAGCGCGAGGACUAAAUUCUUUUUAAUCAAAAGCUCGUCAGACAAGAACAUCUCCAUUUCGCUAAACUUUAACAUUUGGGCCACCACUCCAAAAAAUGAACAUAAGUUUGUUUCCGCGUUUACGGAAAACGACUACGUGGUGCUGAUCUUCUCCGUCAACGGGAGCUCCAAGUUUUGCGGCUACGCCGUCAUGCAGUCGAUGCCGGGCGAAUCCCAAAACAGCAACGUCUACUUUUACUAUGAUGACAAAAUAUUUCGAGGGAGGAACUUUGACAUUCAGUGGAUUCGAGUCGUCGACGUGUCCUUUCAAGAAGUGUCUCACUUAAAAAACAGCUUGAACGAAAAUAAGCCAAUCAAAGUUGGGCGUGAUGGGCAGGAAAUUGAACGAAUGGCCGGAAUAAAACUGUGCGAGAUCUUCGAAGCGAAAUACCUGAGCAUGGCUACUUGCGCGGACCAAGGUGCACAAGAGGAGGUACACUCGAACCAGGCGAAUCAGUCAAACCACUCUAAACAGACAAACCAAUCCAAACAGACGAGCAGCACAACGCACGAGGCAGGCGCGAACCUCCUGGCGAGCAGCCCGCGAGGGGCGGAGAAAAGGGACAGCGUGAAGCUCUUCCCCCUGGGGAACUCCCUAAACAUGAGCUACAGCACCUUCAAAAGGAUGUAUGCCGAGUCCCCCUUCAACUUGGUCAACAUAUACAACCCCGCGCUGCACGUCUUCCCGAUCGACCUCACCAACAUGAGCUACGACGAGUACAUCGAUUUGUACGAGGCGACGCAGCAGGUGUGGCAGCGCAAGAUGCUCCAGUUGCGGUUAGGCGGUUAGGCGGUUGGCGGUUAAGCAGUUGGCUGUUAAGCAGCUGGGCGGUUCACUUGGCCACCUGCAAGGAUCGCCUAACCGCGUGAACGUACUUCUGUGUAUGCACAAACGAGUUUAUUUAUUCGCUUUUUUACGCGCCUAUUAUUGCUUCCCCCCCGCAAGUGACCCCCUUUUUUUUGUACCUCUUACCACCCCCGCACCAACCAGUGGUAGCACCCCUCGUGCACCCGAACCACCUUCGAACCCAUGUGGCCAAAUAG
Messenger RNA from Plasmodium vivax (malaria parasite P. vivax), 1127 nucleotides. RefSeq lists its product as hypothetical. Gene Ontology annotation, biological process: regulation of mRNA splicing, via spliceosome; mRNA splicing, via spliceosome. Gene Ontology annotation, molecular function: mRNA binding; N6-methyladenosine-containing RNA reader activity. The transcript has 7 exons. NCBI's taxonomy places the organism in Eukaryota, Apicomplexa, Aconoidasida, Haemosporida, Plasmodiidae. Gene Ontology annotation, cellular component: nucleoplasm. Bases 1 to 873 code for a protein of 290 amino acids. The record is from RefSeq and is a predicted model, not a curated record.